This is a messenger RNA of Rhodofomes roseus, 1292 nucleotides long. RefSeq names its product Triosephosphate isomerase. The transcript has 6 exons. Gene Ontology annotation, biological process: glycolytic process; gluconeogenesis; glycerol catabolic process. Bases 271 to 1029 code for a protein of 252 amino acids. NCBI's taxonomy places the organism in Eukaryota, Fungi, Basidiomycota, Agaricomycetes, Polyporales, Fomitopsidaceae. The record is from RefSeq and is a predicted model, not a curated record. Gene Ontology annotation, molecular function: triose-phosphate isomerase activity. Gene Ontology annotation, cellular component: cytosol.
AUAUCGGCCGCUCCCAGCUCCAAGUCUCCCAGACUCGACACGGCGUCGCGUCGCGUCGCCCAAUGCAACCACGUGACCGCGACCAGAUGAGGGAUCCGAUGUGCGGCGAUAGACUCUGGAUAGACUCUAUUAGUUUCAAAGUUCGAGCACCCCGGUCCAGAGCCCAGACACCUCUUCCAGCGCAGACACCCGUCUCCUCAUAAACACCAUCGCAGAACAGCGACCCCCGACCUCUCUCUAUCACCCUUCAUCACUCAGAAUACAGCCAAGAUGCCGCGCCAGUUUUUCGUCGGCGGAAACUUCAAGAUGAACCCGGGGACGGCCGAGCAGAAGAAGACAAUCGUGAAGGUGCUCAACGAGGCGACGCUCGACCAGGCCGUCGAGGUGGUGAUUGCCCCACCCGCGAUCUGGUUGAUCACACUCCGCGAGCUCCUCCGGAGCGACAUCAAGGUGUCUGCGCAGAACUGCUACUUCAAGCCGUCGGGCGCGUUCACGGGUGAAAUCAGCCCCGCGCAACUCGUCGACGCGCAAGUCCCCUAUGUCAUCCUCGGUCACUCCGAGCGGCGAACGCUCUUCCACGAAACGUCCGAGCUCGUUGCGCAAAAGACCAAGGCCGCGCUCGAGGCCGGCCUCUCCGUGAUCCUCUGCGUGGGCGAGACGCUGCAGGAGCGCGAGGCGAACAAGACCGCGGAGGUCGUCCAGGCGCAGCUCAAGCCCGUCAUCGACACGCUCAAGGAGUCUGAUUGGGCGAAGAUCGUGAUCGCGUACGAGCCCGUCUGGGCGAUCGGCACGGGCAAGGUCGCCACGUCGGCGCAGGCGCAGGAGGCACACGCGGACAUCCGCGCGUACGUCACCAAGGCGGUCUCCCCCGCCGUCGCGGAGAACACCCGUGUCAUCUACGGCGGCAGCGUCACCGCCGCGAACUGCAAGGAGCUCGCGACCCAGCCGGACGUGGACGGCUUCCUUGUCGGCGGCGCGUCGCUCAAGCCCGAGUUUGUGGACAUCAUCAACGCGAAGAAGUCUACAUAGAGGAUGGCAACUGAGCAGUACUGCGAAGUAUAGAAGACGUGAUCCUUUGUGCGGCAUCUAACGGAACGUGGGCAGAAGCAGAAACAGCAGCAAUGAAUGUACCUUUAUCCCUUCUGUGUCUUGCCCGAUUGCGUGUCGCGCUUACCAAGUGUGCAGUCAAGUUGCAACUGGCCUCGAUUAUGGUCCUUGCAGUAUCAAAAAGGGGGCGCACACGGCGACUCGGAGUAGACAUCCGGUACUAGUCUGCCCGUUCCAAACCGGCC